AAACCUCAGUCAACACAACACACACACUCACAAUGAACACCAGGAUGCCAAUAGAACUCCAAUGUCCUGUAUUCCAAUGACUCACUUGUAGUUUCCCUACACACCUGGUCCAGGGGAGCGCUGUUGACGACCGUGGUUCCAGACACCGUGCAGGUCGCUGUACAUGCCCUCCCAACCCCUGAACACCUCUGAAGCCAAUCCUACUGACAAAAUACUGUAUGUUACUACAUUUACAUUUUUCGUUUCGUCAUUUUAACAGACACUCUUAUCCAGAGCGACUUACAGUAAGUACAGGGACAUUCCCCCAAGGCAAGUAGGGUGAAGUGCCUUGCCCAAGGACACAAUGUCAUUUUGCACGUCCGGGAAUCGUACCAGCAACCUUCUGAGCAAUAGCCAGAUUCCCUAACGGCUCAGCCAUCUGACUCCCUUACUACCCUUACUCCCUUACUAUCUUUGUUAUCUGACACUAUCAGAAUCUGACUGGAAUAACUUCUUUGAAUGGUUAAAGACCAUUAGACCAAAAACCUGAUCAAGUCGUUCCACAGUAAUGAGUUAAAUUGAAAAUCUUUUCAAAAAUCUACACCCUGGAGUCCACCAGAUUCUGCCAGCCCUGCAACAGCACCUGCUUCCUGACUCUAACCACAGAUUAAAGUGAAGGAACUGAAACUAUUAUGAUAAAAACUGAAGAAAAAAACACCAAGGACAUGGCACGCCAAACUUGACUAAGACAGGAAGCAUAAUAACCCACAACCACAGGAUGGUAUUUUCAUAGUGCUGCUGAAAGCCGAUUGGAUGUUUCGUUUGGGACAGGAAAGAAAGGUCCUGAGGGUUAUCGAGAAUUUGAGAAGAGAAUCUUCAUCACACCCAGAGCCGUACAGCUUUUGUGACGAGACCUACUGAAGAAAAGUGCAGCCAUGGCGAUGUCAGUGGUGACCACGCAGCCUGGAACGGCUCUGCUUGCACCAGGCGUGAAGACUGAGAUGUGGACCAGCGGAACCUGUGACUGCUGUGAAGACAUGAGCACCUGUUGUCUAGGGCUCUGGUGUCCGUGCUGCCUGCGGACUCAGGUGAGCUCAGGCCUUGGAGAGAGUCACUGUCUCCCCCUGCUGGACUGGAUCAGUGGUGGACCAUACCCACCACUGAUCCCUCCUAUAUCUCUGGCCCUCAGGAGCACCUUGAGGGAGAGGUACCGCAUACAGGGCAGUAUCGCUGACGACUGCUGCAUGGUCACCUGCUGCUCUAGCUGCAGCUGGUGUCAGAUGGCCCGCGAGCUCAAGGCUCGCCGCAGCCCCACCCACAUCAACAUCACCCCCACCGCCCCCCCUGGCAUCGUGCAGGUCACACUGCACCCCUCACAACCCACCUACACCCUGCAAGCCACACCCAUGGCUGGACUAUACCCUCCUAUGGCUACAUGACGUGGACCAUAAUGGUGGUUUAAACUGUCAAAAUCUAGUCACUGAUUUUAGGUAAAUGGAUUGCCUGUUGGUUUUAGACUUGUGUUAUCCAUUGUAUUGGGCCUUUAUACUAGUUAUAUCACUAACACCAAGUCGCUAUGCCUAAGGCCUGGAAUGUAUCAUUAUUUUGACAAAACAUGUUAAUAUUUGUCUGUUGUCAGUCCUACGUCUGUGACUGAUUAAAAAAAACUGUUACUC
Osmerus eperlanus (European smelt) is the source of this 1655-nucleotide messenger RNA. Its product is annotated as cornifelin-like. The record is from RefSeq and is a predicted model, not a curated record. The transcript has 5 exons. Lineage: Eukaryota; Metazoa; Chordata; Actinopteri; Osmeriformes; Osmeridae. The coding region runs from base 915 to 1418 and encodes 167 amino acids.